GGCGUUCUUGCCUUCUCUCUGCACAUCCAGAUCACAACCCUUGGGGCGACGUGCGCUUGACUGGUCCAGGACCAGGACCAGGACUCUCGAGGCAGACUGGCUUGGCCAUAGCUCAGCACCGUACUCUUGCCCAUUUGAAUCAAAAUUUGACUCUCAUGGCCAGUGGCCUUGAUCUGGCGGGAGUGGUUGGCACAUGGGUGGCAGUGGCACUGGCUCUUAUCGCGCUCGUGGGCAUUGUGGCGCCAGUCCUCCUCAUACGUGAAUCUCGGAGCGAUCGUUUCCAGGCCUUGAAUGCCGUCGAUGAUCAGAAUACUGGGUAUAUUACCGGCGGUCUCAAGCUGCGCGGCAGCUCAACAUAUUUCCAGAAAGUCAAGGUACCCUUGCUGAGCAGCCCGCCCGGACCAAAUGUGAUAUUUGACCGAGCCUCGAUUGCAAAUCUGGCCCAGGCGACUGGCUGGGUCAAUUUUGCCGCGGCGAUAGAGCGAUACACAUCCUCAACCGACAAAGGCGAUGGUCUCCUGUUGUUCCACAAGCAGACUUGGCUCCCCGUGCACCGCUUCUGGCUCCUUACCUUCGGACUCUUCGGCAGAUAUGGACACCGGGAAGACCGCGGCAUAGCUAUCAGUCAGUCAAAUGCCCAACGACUUAUGAUAGAGAGAAAGCCUGCUUAUCACGGCCACAAUAUACCAGCUAGGCGGAGCUUGCAACCAUACUACGGUCUCACAGGCAAGAUCCUCUGGGCGCCAAUGUCUCCAGAGGCCACCAUGGCCGAUGGCAUGAUCGACAGGCUCUACUUCAAAGCCCAUUCCGCUGAGAGCCGACGCGACCCUUUUCCCGAGGCUAUUCCUCUCAAGACAUUGUUCUGGCUUUCUCUGGGCUGUCUUCCCCUCGACCAUCUGCCACCAGAUAAUCCCGAUACGACUCGCGUCUAUGAUCUAGCGACUUAUAGAGACGCCCUCAUUUCGAGACAGCAAGCCCGUGAAGAUGUCCAUGAAGUGUUGUUCUUUCGCUUCCAGGAGCGAGAAGGUUGGACAGAUUGGGGAGCGCAAAGCCAGUGGGCGUUCGCCAUGGGUGUAAACAAGUAUUCCUUGUGGCGCUUGGAAAAGGAUGAAGUGCCAGACAGCCCAGAGGCCAUCGUCGAAGAGGCAAAAGUGGACAAGGGCCAUUGGCACAUUAUCCCAGACACUGGCGAAAGGCAUCUGGUGUGGAGAUCUGACCUUCACAGUUUAGUGCAAGAGCUCAUGACGAUGCCAAUAAGUCGUCAUGGCUUCCUCUUUGACCAGAGAAGAGACAUGCUCAUGUCGAUUCUUAAGCCAAGCAUCGAAUUGUUCUACGAAAAAUUGCUUCCAUCCUUGGAAAGCCAAAACAGCCCCGAGAGACUGUCCCCAUCCGUAACCCAUGGAUCAGGCGAAAAUGCUAUCGGAGCCCGGAUCGAAGAACAAGUUCCUCUAGCAACGGAAGCUAGACAGGCAGCAACAGUCCUGAGGUUAGUGAAGCGAUAUGAAGUGUUCGGUCGGCGGAAGACCGAAGCACAUGCUGUCUUGGAUGCCGAACUAAGUAAGAGAGGGAUGGGGGCGAGCGAGCACAUCCGUGCUGUUGUAGCCAUUUUGAUGGCUACAACCGAAGCUUUUCGAGCAGAAGUGGCAAGAGGAAUUCGCGACACGGCGGAAGUCUCCAAUACCUGUCUGAAACUUCGACCCGUGGAGAAACAGGCUAUCCUCAUACGAGCUCCGGCUCCCGCCCCUGGGGUACAACAACCGGAUCAACACAAUAACGGUGAUCGAGCAAAUGUGUUGGACCACGACCGUGAUAGCAAUGUCCGUGCCACCGUCGCAACUGAAACCGAUGCUACGGAAGCCACUCCUGCAUCACAGGGUCUGCCGAACGAGGUCCUCCCCAGAGACGGACCAUCCCAGGAGAAGCCAGUGGGAAGCCCGCAGGUUGAAGUUGGGAAACCCUCCAUCACGAGGCACGCAACAAACAAUCAUGAGCAGGAGGAUACCGUGCACACCGAUAGUCCCGCUUCAGGUGAUCUAGUGCAGACUUUCAGCCUUGACUCAGCAGCUCUUGUUCCCCAUGGCGGGACCCGGAGAACUGCCCAGGAGACGUACAGGUUUGACGACUACUGGCCUGGUAUUUAUGCAGCCGCGCUCCAGGCCUGCAACCGCUUCGCUUACUUCAACGCACAACUGACCUCAUCACAUCUCAUCUCUCUCAUUCAGCAGCUGGGCGAUGUAGCGCACGUUUCUGCCAGACCGGAACUUCCCAGUAGAGACGAGGCCAGAGCCGAGGGAGCAGUGGUGCCUUUACCGCCAGUGCCCCUGCCGACGACCGUGUACAAUGACACCGAGCUCAGCGGGACUCAGGACAGUCUUAUAUUGUCGUCCACGGGAGGGGAAGAGAGAUCCGUGGUCAUGCACCAGGGUAUCGCUUUUGGACUCUCUGGUCGCAAUACUGCUAGCUGUCUUGGAGAUUCGAUAGCGGGCGGUCCGGCACGUAGCCAUCGAUCGACGCGAUCGGCUCCCCCCGCCAUACAUCAGUGAAUUUGAUUUCCAGAUCAACAUUCAGCGGACUCUUCUUGAAGAUCAACACACGAGCCGCAGCUAGUUGCGCCCAAACGAAGCCAGAGCCGUCACGACGGAGCGGACCCUGACAAAGAAGAGCACUUGACUAGGAUAAGAAGUUCAA
Messenger RNA from Emericellopsis atlantica, 2688 nucleotides. RefSeq lists its product as uncharacterized. The record is from RefSeq and is a predicted model, not a curated record. The transcript has a single exon. Lineage: Eukaryota; Fungi; Ascomycota; Sordariomycetes; Hypocreales; Bionectriaceae. The coding region runs from base 156 to 2543 and encodes 795 amino acids.